This is a messenger RNA of Colletotrichum scovillei, 1805 nucleotides long. Its product is annotated as 3-isopropylmalate dehydrogenase. Gene Ontology annotation, biological process: L-leucine biosynthetic process. NCBI's taxonomy places the organism in Eukaryota, Fungi, Ascomycota, Sordariomycetes, Glomerellales, Glomerellaceae. Gene Ontology annotation, cellular component: cytosol. The record is from RefSeq and is a predicted model, not a curated record. The transcript is spliced from 4 exons. Gene Ontology annotation, molecular function: NAD binding; magnesium ion binding; 3-isopropylmalate dehydrogenase activity. Bases 347 to 1450 code for a protein of 367 amino acids.
CGGGUGAGCCCCUGAUCUACGGAUAGAUUCGCAUUCCCGUCACAUUCUCAGCCUGAAUGCACAGUCUUCUCUCUCUGUCACUGGAACUGCUUACCUCCAAUGCAUUGUCCGGCAGGCAAGCAGCGUCAACAUCAUGAACCCCCAAGUUAUGUCUGGCCGAGCUCGGCUCGAAGGAAACAAUUGCAAAGCCAAACAUGAGAAUGGACAAACUCAAUCGGGAGCCAUGUGUAUACUUGAAGAAGGAAAACGCGAUCUAGAUCUCAUUUAUGAAGAUUCAGCAAUUCUGUUCAAUUGCUUUCCCAUCUAACUUCUAAGCCAAACCACCGAGAAACUGUAAUUUGUCAAAAUGACUGCUACGUUCAAGAUUGUUGUUUUUGGUGGAGAUUACGCCGGGCCAGAGGUCAUGUCUGAGGGGCUCAAGGUCCUUCAUGAAGUCGCCCUCCGCCACCCCGAAAUCAAGUUCAACCUGACGCAUCACCCCAUAGGCGGAGCAUCAUUUGAUCUCCACGGAAAGCCGAUCCUUCCCGAAGCUCUUCAAGAUGCAAAGGAGGCCGAUGCAAUCCUGCUAGGCGCAGUCGGUGGCACUAAAUGGGCAGGACAGGUUCCAUCCGUUGAAGCCGCGAGUCUCGGAACUCUGCGCCGCGAACUAGAUGCAUUCGGCAACCUGCGUCCGAUCACUUUCCCCGCCCCGUCCCUAGUUGACACGUCGCCAAUGAAGGCCGACAUUUGUAGAGGCACCGACAUUCUCAUCGUUCGCGAGCUUACUGGUGGUAUUUAUUUUGGACACCGAGAGCGCGGCGAUCUCAUUGCCAAAGAUACGGACCAGUACACCUAUGAGGAGGUCGCCAGAGCAGCGCGGUUGGCUGGCAACCUGGCUAGGUUAACAACACCGCCUAAGCCCGUCAUCAGCCUUGACAAAGCAAACGUGCUCGCGGCUUGCGGCAGCUUUUGGCGUCGCGUCGUCACCGAAGUCUUGAGCAAAGAGUUCCCCGAUGUCCGUUUCGAGCACCAGCUUGUGGACAGUGCUGCCAUGACUCUGGCCUGCAACCCAACCAAGCUCAACGGCAUCGUGUUGACGAGUAACCUAUUUGGUGACAUCAUUAGUGAUCAAGGAAGCGCCAUUGCUGGCAGCAUUGGUCUUCUCCCCAGCGCUAGUUUGCGAGGUAUCCCACCGCAAUCCGGCAGUAGCAUGAUAAAAGGCUUGUAUGAGCCAGUUCAUGGAUCCGCGCCAGAUAUCGCCGGAAAGCAGUUGGUCAAUCCUGUUGGCAUGAUCCUUUCUGUUGCCAUGAUGUUCCGUUACUCUCUCAACAUGCCCGAAGCGUCUGAUCUGAUCUGCAAGGCUGUUAGCGAUGCGAUUGAGUCUGGUAUUCGGACUUCGGACUUGGGGGGCACGGCGACGACAAGCCAAUUCGGCGAUGCAGUGGUCAAAAUCAUUUCUCAACUUCCUUGAGAGGGGGAAAGGCACAUUAGUUGUAGGCUAAAGGGUAUGGCUAGCACGAACUCCCAGACAUGGAUGCGAGUAUUACAAUCCGGGAUUCAUAGACUAUACAAAGAGGCGAAGGCAUGACAGGGUAGAAAUAUGCUCCCGGGCGGUUACAUUGCACUCUUGAUAUUACCUAAAAUGCACACCAUCUGAAAAGUCUGACACUAGUUGCUCUAUCUUUAAAAGAACGUACGGAUACACUGAGUGCCUUUUGUAUUGUUAGGAGCUAGUUCGAUGAUCGGGUCUUAGAAGAUAAUUCCACGGUUGGUACACAGAGUCGGAGAAAGGUUUCUCUUGGUAGGUCAACAAACACAGAUUGACG